AUGUUUAGGUCUAAGAAGCUGACGGGAACAGUGUUCAAUCACAUGGCGUUGACGAUGUCAGGCGGUUAUAAAGCCCAAUCAGUGGACUGUCAUGAUCGCGAUACCCAGAGGCGAUAUGCGGGAUAUCUUUGGCUCGAGAUCUCACUUACGCACCGCUUGAACGAAAAGCUGAAAACCCGGUGGUUACUCGAAAACGAGCAUCAGCUUCACCAAGCUCUGAUAUGUUGCCGUGUAACUGGACCGGCCCUAGAAGAUGCACCUUGCUUCAGCAAUAGUUUUGCAGGGAUAUACAACUUCCACGGAGUCAGGGCACGAAUCCAGCUUCUACGCCAGCGACUAGAAAAGGAGCAAGAGCUCAUUGACGAGACCAUGCAACAGCGGAAAGCCGUGAGAUACAGAAGAAGCAUAAGGUUUUGCCAUAUGUGCAUUGGUUCGGCUGAAGGUCUGGUCAAUAUGUCAUGUGGCCAUCGAAUCUGUUGUCUAUGUAUGUCCAGUCUCCCAUGUCAGGCUGACAGGUCCAGCCAGGCACCGCUGUAUGAAUGUGGUUUGUGCUGGAAAACAGCAUGUGCUGUCACAAGCCAUUGGGAGCAAAUCUUAAAUCCAGCAUAG
Aspergillus neoniger CBS 115656 is the source of this 609-nucleotide messenger RNA. RefSeq lists its product as uncharacterized. Bases 1 to 609 code for a protein of 202 amino acids. The transcript has a single exon. The record is from RefSeq and is a predicted model, not a curated record. NCBI's taxonomy places the organism in Eukaryota, Fungi, Ascomycota, Eurotiomycetes, Eurotiales, Aspergillaceae.